AAAAUAACUAAAUAAGAAAAGAGUGACAAGGGUACGGUAUUUUAGGUCUCUAACCCUAACCCUCAAUUGGAACUUUUCGACAUUAUUUCUCUCUCUAAGAUUCACACAUUUCAGCUUCUCAUCUACUCAAUUAACAAAUUAGCAAGCGCAAUUUCGUAAUCGCAUCAUCAAAUUACUUUCCCCCAAAAUUUCAGGAGCAAAUACGAAGAAUUGGAGUUAAAGGAUUGCGCGCAAAUUUAACUUUUUCGACGAGAUCGCAAACUUUUCAUCUUCUUCCAAAAUUUCCAAGGAUACACUUUUGUAUAUCAUGAGGAAAUUUAAAAGAUACAACUUUCUUUUUGACAGUUAAUCCGAACUUAAAAAAGCAUUUUGAGAGUCAUAAUGCUUGAGAUGGAAAUUUAUUACUUUUUGCAACAUGUGGGGCAGGUGACAGGAAAUAAUUAUUUGGCACUUGUUUUGGUCAUCUUGUUAAGUUUGCUGCUUAAAUUUGUUCUGAGCUGUGCAUGGUCGCUGAUGGUGUAAUGGCUGGUUCUGUGAUCCGGGGUAGUGUCAUGUCGUCACCUGCUGUGCCACCAUUACACCAAUAUCUGUCUCUGGACCAUAUUUCAUUGGGCACUCCGAAGUAUACACGUUUAGGAGAAGCGAGGAGUGCUCUGGGUUUGUCUCUAGGAAGUGCAUCUGAAGAUAUUCCAUUCAGAGCUUCUAGUUUUAGACCUUCCCAACCUGUGUCCACUGAAGAGCUGAAGCAAAUCCGAGAGAGUGUUUCGAAUUCCUCUUUAAAGGCUAGGGAAAGGUCGAAAAUGUUUCGUGAUUCAAUAAAUAAAUUGGAAAAAUAUAGGGAAGCCACAGGCUUUAAGAAGAGGCAACGUAUUGAUCUCUUGUCGAAUGACAAGGCCGGUGGAGCAAGUUUAUUGAAGAUGGCAGGUCAACCUCCUCGUAAUCUUCUUGACCAAUCGGCUCAAAGAUUAGAGGACAAGGCCAAGUGCGGUGGGAUGAACAAGCGUUUUCGCACAACUGCUGGAGAGCUUAGGGUUGACAAUAAAUCUGGUUCUCUGUCGAAGGAUCAGAUUAUUAAUGAGAAGGACACAAACAUCACUAAGGCUGUAAGUGGGGCUUCUGUUCCCGAAGAAAGGACACUGAGACUCUCCGCUGUGGGGGAUGGUUGGGAUAAAAACAUGAAGCGGAAACGCUCUGUUGGGGCAAUGGCAAGUAGAUCUGGAGAUGGUGACUUCAAAAGAUCAAUGCAUUCAGAGCUCAGUUCUGAUUCCAAAUCGGCUUCUUGCGACGCCUCUUCUAUAAGAUUGAGUGGCAGAUCAAAUGCUAAGCAAGGGACCUCAACUGGAAGUCCUGUAAAAGGAAAGAUAUCUAGGGGUCCACGGAGUGGUCCUGUCAUGGUGGUGAACUCUUCUUCUAAUGUUCAAGCCUCCUCAGAUGCAUGUGAAGGUUGGGAACAGUCUACAGGUACCAAUAAGGUGAUAUCACUUGAUUUGAUGCAGAAUCAUCCUCGGGCUGCUAAUUCGUCUUAUAUGCUUGGACAAUGGGGUGGCCAGCGACAACAGAAAAGUUCACGUAGCAGAAGAACAAAUGUGGUUUCACCUGUCUCAAAUCAUGAAGAAGGUCAAAUUCCUUCACUAAAAUAUUCUCCACCUGCUAUUGGUGCCAAGAGCUGUUUCAAUGGUGAAUCGGGAUGUUUGGAAUCUGUUGACAUUCAUAACAAUAAUGUAAAAAGUAAAAUUAAGGUUGAGAAUAUGCCAUCUCCUGGUCUUUUGUCAGAAGGUGAAGAAACAAAAGGCACGGACCUCAGAUUGGAAGAGAAAGGACCAAUUUCUAGUGAUGUCGUGCUAAAUGGGAAGGGUAAAAUGCGUGCUUUUAUCUUUCCUACCAAGAGGAAUAAAAAUGUUUUGAAUGAAAAUGUUGGUGAUGGCGUGCGGAGGCAAGGAAGGACAGUGAGGGGCUUACCCUUUUCAAAGCCGGGGCUCUCACAAUGUGAAGCUAAGUUGGAGAAUGUGUCAACAACAAAACGUAUUCAAAGUGCAAGGCCUGGUCCAGAUAAGAUCAAAAGUAAAUCGGGACGUCCACCUUCAAGAAAGGUGUCAGAUGGGAGGACUUUCACUCGUAAUUGCGAAUCUGAUGAUGAUCAUGAAGAAUUGCUGGCUGCCGCUGCUGCUGCUCGCAAGGCCAGCUACAUUUCUUGUUCUGGUCGGUUCUGGAAGAAAAUGGAACCAUUUUUUGGUUCUGUUAGCUCACAAGAUGUAAGCUAUAUGAAACAAGAGUUGAGCCUUGCAGAGGAUCUAGAGGACAGCUUAUCAGUGAUUCAGGGUGCUCAAUAUAACAUUGUGGGUGUGUUCAUGCACAAAGAAAAGGCUGAUGUUUCCCCUAGAAAGAGAAGUUGCGAUUCCAAUCAAGUAGUAGAUAAGGAUGAAGUAUUAUCAAAUGGAUUGACUGAGGGAAAGAGGUCGGAAAAGUUUUCUUCCUUGUACCAAAGAGUUCUGUCUGCUUUGAUUGAAGAAGAUGAAAGUGAGGGAAUUUACAAUGGGAAUGAAGGAGUGAGUAUGUCAUUUCAGUGUACUAGUGAUGACUCUCACUGUGGCUCAUGUAAUUAUGUUGAUGCUGAUAUUAGAGACAGAGACAGACUUGACUCUGAGGCUGAGUCAAUGGUUGAUUUUCAGAUUCCAAAACGCUGCUCUGGAGACCGAUUUUCUUGUAAUAGGAGUGUCACAUCAAACACAACGAGGAAUGCAAGUAUGUCUGAUUCUUUGUAUAGCAGUGGAAGGUGGUUGGGAGAUGAUGGUCUCUCUCACUCAGAUGCAGAGUUUGUUAGUGGAGUUUGGCAGAAUGAUAUGUGUGGGCCACAACCUGGAGAUCUGAUAGCAUCUGGAACUUUUCUUGAUUCCCAAUAUCCGCUGAUGUGUGUUGAUGAUAGACUAAUGUUGGAGCUGCAGAGUGUUGGAUUAUAUCUAGACGCAAUGCCUGAUCUGGCCGAUGGAGAAGAAGUGAUUGACAGAGAUAUCAUGGAGCUUAAAGAGGGGCUCUGUGAUCAGAUUGGGAAAAAGAAGGGCAACUUGGUCAAGAUUGAUAAAGCUAUUAAAGAUGAUAAAGAUAUGGAGAAACAGUGCAUUGAGCAGGUUGCCAUGGAACAGCUGAUACAGAUGGCUUACAAAAGGCGAAUGGCUUGUCGAAGAAAUAAUGCUUCCAAAACUGUAAUGCGCAAGGUGUCCAAGCAAGUUGCAAUGGGUUUCAUAGAACGAACUCUUGUGAGGUGUAAAAAUUUCGAACUCACUGGAAGGAGCUGCUUUAGCGAACCUGCUCUGCAAAAUGUUCUGUUUGCAUCAUCUCAAGUCAAUGAAGCAGGUGCUGUCACUGCAACUGAUGGUGAUAUUUCCCAUGGAGCUCCCAAAUGUCGUAUGGAUGCUACAAAAACUGAUUUCACCUCGUUUAGUGUGCUGGAUUCUUGCAUCGAUAAUCUCGGAAGAGGUUAUAUUAAUUCUCCACAAGCUGUCAAUCGUUCUUCUGAACAUGGUUUCAAAGAAUUCGAAUCAUUAUCACACAAGGGAAAGAAGAGGGAACUACUCCUUGAUGAUGUUGGUGGUAGCUCCAUCAUUACUGGGGGAGCUAAAGGAAAGAGAAGUGGGGGAGACCGAGAUCAAGGUAGAGGUGCGCUGAUGGCUAGUGCUGCGUGCGAGACUCAGUCUGUCUUAAGCUUCAGCAGUGAGCACAAACUUAAAACCAAGCCUAAGAAUUCAACCGUGGCUGUGCAACCAACAUCAAGUUCAGUCCAAUGGCAAAGCUCUGAACACAACAAGAGGGUCCAGGAAAUCGGACCUUCAACUGGGAAUGUUCCGGAAGAAGCUUGUGAGGUAGCAGAUGAGCAUAUUGAUUUUGAUGCCAUCCAACUUGGUAUUUCUAAUGAUACCAAUGGACCUGAGGAUUUCAGCGAUUGGUUUAACGGAAUGCAAGAUUGUUACUCAGCUGGUUUAGAAAUCCCCAUGGACGACCUUAAUUCGGUGCUUUAGAUUGUGAUUGUAUAUAUGUGUACAUUUAUUUUGGCUAACUAGACUAACAUUGCUUAGCAUAUUGAAUUAUUUGCUCACUUGGGCUCUAAUGAAAAGGCUGUAAAUAAUUGUGAUUAAUUGAUUUAAUUGCGUAUUUGUUAAGAUCUAAGGUUAGUUUACUGA
This is a messenger RNA of Beta vulgaris subsp. vulgaris (sugar beet), 4175 nucleotides long. RefSeq lists its product as hypothetical. The record is from RefSeq and is a predicted model, not a curated record. The coding region runs from base 504 to 4013 and encodes 1169 amino acids. Lineage: Eukaryota; Viridiplantae; Streptophyta; Magnoliopsida; Caryophyllales; Amaranthaceae. The transcript has 16 exons.